Messenger RNA from Astyanax mexicanus (Mexican tetra), 2681 nucleotides. It is a transcript of the gene sycp2l, whose product is annotated as synaptonemal complex protein 2-like. NCBI's taxonomy places the organism in Eukaryota, Metazoa, Chordata, Actinopteri, Characiformes, Acestrorhamphidae. The transcript is spliced from 32 exons. The record is from RefSeq and is a predicted model, not a curated record. Bases 1 to 2508 code for a protein of 835 amino acids.
AUGCAGCUUGCAAGCAGGUUAGAGGAGGCGUUCACGAAUAACAAUGUCCUCUCGGCCGUUAUGGUUCUUGUUGAGGAGAAAUCUUCCACAUCUCUGGUCGACCGGCUGGACGAAGUAGCGAGCAGGGCACUACAUAAAAAUGAAUUUAAAAAUGUUACUCUCAUAUUAAGGGCAAUUGAACAAAUAAUCUCUAAAGAUGGAGAUUGUAUUAACAGGCUUGUCCGCCAAGGUGUUGUCAUAAAGAUGCUAAAUUGGUUCGAAAGGGUAUCAGAACACCUGAAGAUGCAGCCAAAGCCCCUCAAGGCCCCAAUGCAGCUAAUGGAAGUGUUCUACGAAGUGUCCAUGAGCCUUUGCCAGAGUGAUAUUGACGGCAACAGUAAGAUUUUGGAGCUCCUCCUGUUGAGGUUUGGUGCUGUUGUGAUUGACCAAGAAGUGAAAUUCGGUCUACGUCUAGAGGCAAUUAAGACCAUUAACUCAAUGUUGGACAGUGCUUCAAAAGAGUCUCGGAAAAAAAUCUGCCAGUCUGAUGAUCACAACUUUCUACUAGUGGAGUUUGCCAAGGUGAUAGUAGAUGUUGGUGAUUAUGAAAUGCAGGUGGCCAUAUCUGAGGCGCUCUGCAGAAUGACCCCAAAGAAACUGAGAGAGGAGCUGUCCGGCAAGUGGUUUAGCUACAGAAGCUUUGCGUCAACUUUCACAACAAUAAGGGUGAAGGAGUUUGAAACGGAUUGUAGAAUAUUUCUAAAUGAACUCAACAGCUAUUUUGGAGAUUCAAGGAGAGUGUUUUCAUUUCCAUGCAGUAGGGCGUUUUUGGAGUUCACUGAGUUGUUCAAACCUCAAGAUGAGCUGCUGAAGGAUUUCUGGGUGGACUUUAACCUGGGGACAUCCUGCAUCAGCUUCUUUGUGCAUGACCCAGAAGGAACUCUGUGGGAACUUAUUCAUCUGCCUAAAGAAACCCUCAGCUCAUACACUCUUCGAGAAUGUGAUGAUCGGAAGCUCUUAAGUAUUCACAUGUCUCAUCCAGUGUCUCAUGGAAACAUGAUUGGGAAAAUGGUCCAGAUCGCCUUUGACGCGAAGUAUGACAUUCUGACUGCAGUAGAGAAGGUUUAUGGUGGAAGAGAGGAGUCAAAAUUGCCAGAAGCUCCAAAGCAGGCUUCACCAGCAGAAGACACGGGAAUUGCUGCUGAGAGUACGCAAAAAUUCUCCAGUCCUCCUGUUACACAGACCACUGGGAAAACUCAGGUUUCCUUUUUGCUUCAGAGUGGACCAGGAAAACUGCCAUCACCCACGAGCAGAAAAAUCCAACUGGAAGAAACAUUUAGGCUAAGAAAUGAUUCUGACACAGAGGUGGUACGGGCUAAAACUGCUAUAUUCAGUCAGUCUUUCUCUUCUAAUGGGUCUGUCAGCUCUGUUAAAUCCCUUCCUUCGACUUCAAGAGAAAUGAAAUCUGUACAAAAGAGGAAAGGGAGGCCAUUCCUCUCUGAGAGUGAGAGCCGUUCACCAUUCAGCGAGAAACGCUCCUCCCAACAGACACCUCAAUCUGACUACACCAGAAAGAAGCCCCGAGUAAAGAGCAGACUGAAAGUUCUGCCACUUUCUUCACCCAGCAGCAAUGAGGACGAGUACAAGGAAUCAACCCCCAUGCGCAGAUCUUUGGAAAGGGAGAGGGCUGAAAGUGCCUUGUGGCUUCAGAGCAAGCAAGGCAAAGCGAGGAAGAGUCAGGACAUCUCUCACACAUCCAAAGGGAUCACUGCGGAUUCAGGCUUUCAAGAGAGAACUGUUUUAGAUGACACUGUUUUCAUAGAGGACCAUGGUUUGUCUAUAGAGCAGCCUAAAAUACAUCAAGAGCCACAUCCACCUCCAAGGAAAAAAACACAAUUAUCUACAGAGUUGCAGGAGGGUCCUGAGGUGUCUGAGGCAAGACUAGUGAGCGAGGAGGAGUCACCAUUCCUUACUUUCAAACCCAGAAGACUGUUCCCUCCUUCCACCCCAUUGGAGACUGCUACUGAAUCAAUGGCCCAGACAUUGUUGGAGGAGGAAGAAUCUGAAACGGAGUUGGGCUCUGGAGUCACUGCUGCCUUUAACACCUUUAAGACUCAGCUAAGAGAACACUUCUCUUCUAGGUAUAAAAAGAUUGAAGCGAAAUCUAUGCAAUCUUUAACAGAUUGCCAGAAGAACGUGACCUCUUUGCUCAGAACAGUUCACAAUCAAAGGCUCGUCCAUUUGGAACACUUCCAUGACACUGUGGUGCAGCAGCUGGGAGAACUGGAGCAGAACUGUCUUUCCCUCAAAAACAUUGAGAAGGAAACUGUGAGGUUCUGGCAGUCUGAGUCAGACACAGUCAAAUCUUUCUGUGCUGAGCAGCAGAAGAGGUUGGAUUCUUUAGAGAUAAUGAAAGAGAGUGUUCAAGAAAAGCAGAGCCGAGCAAAGAGUUCUGAAGCAAUGUCCUCAGGUGCUCACCCCUCCCACUCCACUGCAGCACCUGUCAGGGAAGAGACUGAAGAGAGCUGAAGAGGCCUAAGCACCGUUUCAGUUCCUACUCAAACAUGUGCACACUUAAAACUGGCCUAAAUCUUUUUUCCUACUGCACUUUUUUGCUAUUACUUAUAGGACCAGCUACGGGGAAACAUAAUAUAAAUAAUAACUAAAAUAAUUGUCCUUUAAUAAAUUUGUGUAUAAAGUUA